Molecule: messenger RNA, 264 nt
Organism: Nannizzia gypsea CBS 118893
Lineage: Eukaryota; Fungi; Ascomycota; Eurotiomycetes; Onygenales; Arthrodermataceae
Exons: 3
Coding region: 1-264 (87 amino acids)
Source: RefSeq, a predicted model, not a curated record
AUGGCGGAUAGAUAUAAAAAGACCAAGACCGCCCUCACACGACCACUACAACUUGGCGUCCAACAUCCACAAGACCAAAUCCAGGUAUCAGCCAGGCAGACAUAUUAUGGCCAAGUGACAGCGAAGGAUUCUACCCUGGAGAGCCGCGUAACGCAGAACCUCCUUGGGGCUGCUCGCAGAGAGAGCUUGAGACGGUUACAGGAUAACUGGCUGCACCGUGACGUCUCAAGUUAUCUCCGUUUCGCUAAAACCAGCUCUGGCUAA